Messenger RNA from Aureobasidium vineae, 2514 nucleotides. The record is from the annotation of a GenBank genome assembly. Lineage: Eukaryota; Fungi; Ascomycota; Dothideomycetes; Dothideales; Saccotheciaceae.
AUGGCGGCUCAAAUCACCCCGAACAACGAGGCCCAGUCACCCUCUUCACCCAAAGUCGCCCAGAUACACGCCCGACCCUCUAUCGACGAGGCUGCCGAAGACCGGGAGAACGGCCAUGAGGAAGCCUGGAGCGAUGACGAGGGCGAGGAAGAGGGCCCAAAGAGGAAAAGACUGCGUCCUUUGAGUGCUAUAUUAUGUCUGACGACUAUGAAGGUGUUUCGUGUGAGCUUUGCAAAAUACGCAAAGUCCGCUGCGAUCGUGGCAAGCCAUCAUGCGGCUGGUNGUGUUCGAAACAGCCAGAUAUGCGAAUACAAAGAGCGCAAGAAGCCUGGCUUGCGUGCUGAUACUAACAUUCAUCAGNACAAGUUGGAGAACGUGCUACAAGCACAGCAACAGCUCCUGCAGCACUUUACUUCGGUCAUUCCCGGCUUGACCCCUCAACAGCUCAACCAUCAAUCCCCAUCAGCACUUUCCACUGCACAAUCAGUAGAUCAUGGCGCCCGCUCUGAGGCCGCCCUCUAUAUGCAGAGGCCAGCGUCCUACCCCUCUGUGACCUCUCCUGCUUCUGCCAUCACUAAUACAGGCUUUGGAGUACACACCCUGAAUGCGUCUCAAUCCGCACAGCAGGGCGAACAGUAUCCUCAGUCUUUACAAGAGGCACAGCAGCAAAACAGCACGCCUCAUAAUAGGCUCGAAUCUCACCCUGAAGCACCUUAUGCUCCAACCAACCCACCACUAGAAUCUCCUAGCCUGAAUAUACCCGGUUCUGGCCAAUCUGGAAAUCUGACAAGUCCUCAGAUGCAGAUGCCUAGCCAGAUGGCAACCAGUCAGGAUGCUGAGCUGCCGCCUUAUGAUCUCUUAUACUCUCUUGUCGACCUGUUUUUCAAGCACGUCAAUACGUGGGCGCCAAUCUUGCACCGACGUAGUACCCUCGACUCUCUGUUCGGUACCUCCAGUCUUGAGGAAGCUGAUAGAAUUCUCCUUCAUGCCAUCGUCGCAACGACAUUGAGGUUCUCGAACGAUGUGCGUCUGACGGAACAAGCUCGAGAACGAUAUUACUCAAACUCAAAACAGAAAGUGUUACUUUACGGGCUCGAGAACAGCUCUGUCAAGGCACUUCAGGCUCUAGUCAUUCUAGCCUUGGAUAUUGUCGGAUGUUCGAACGGUCCGCCUGGCUGGAACCUGCUUGCUCUAAUUGCGCGUAGUGUCGUCCAACUUGGGUUGGCAGUUGAAACCACGUCGACAUCUGUGUCUCCUCUAUAUCCUUCAAUCUACACUCUUCGUGCCAUGGUUCUACCAGAAUCAAACGAUUGGAUUGAGGACGAGAGUCGUCGACGCCUUUUCUGGAUGGUCUAUCUCCUGGACCGCUAUGCUACCAUCGCUACAGCUUUCGAGUUUGCACUCGACGACAAAGAGAUUGACCGCAAACUGCCAUGUAGAGAUGACCUCUUCGCUAGGAACCAGCCUGUCGAGACUCGAUGGUUCCACACAUCGGAAAGAAUCGACUACACUCUGAACAAGCCAGAAAACCUGGGAUCUCUCAGCUACUACAUCGAGAUUGUGGGCAUCUUGUCGAGGAUACAUCGAUUCUUGAAGAAGCCAGUUGAUAUCGGAGAUCUGUCAGAUGUUGAACAGUGGCAACGUGAAUACCGCGAGCUCGACAGUGCUUUGAACAGCUGGAAGUUUUCGCUGCCUGGUGAGUACGGAAACAUGGCACGCUUGUUCAACCCCAACGGCAGCAGCAAGAUUGUCAACUGCAUCUGGAUUAUGUUGCAUAUUACGUAUCAUACUGCCGUGAUCCGUUUGCACUCAUCUGCCGCAUAUCCAACGACCAGGUCUCCCAUCUUCACUCCAUCAUUCAGUGCUAGCCAAAGAUGCCACACCGCCGUCGAGGACAUUUGCUCACUUUGCACUUACGUCAGAAACAACAACAUGCUUACUAACCUCGGCCCGCACUUUGCCUUCUCGAUCUGGGUUGCAGCUCGCUUGCUACUCGUUCAUGGUUCGACGAUCGACCACCAGGUCAACCCAGCCAUAUAUCCUCUCGUCGAAACGUUGCGAGACAUGGGUCGGUACUGGAACGUCGCAGAAAGAUAUGCUACACUCCUACAGCGUGUACUUGACGAGUAUAGUGAGUCUGAACGUGCACCUACGGGCGCCAAUGGCGAAAGAGUCACACCCUCAACGGUGAAGAUCCUUGCGGACAUGAGACGGUGCGCCUACGAUCUGGAUUUCUUGAUCUCCAGGCAACCACGGCAGCAAUACAAUGGUGGUAAACAGCAUGCCAUCACUCCUGCACGUACCCCAGCUCCGCAAGAGUUGGAGUAUCUGGAUGUCUUCGACUUCUUCAACAUGCCUCGUCUUCCCGUUCCCAAUGACACCUCUCUUGCUGCAGCUGGCAGUAGCGGAGAGUUCCAGGCUGCGGAUCUGGGUAGCAACAGCGAGUUCAACAUCACUAAUUUCAUGUACGAUCCGACAGUCGACUUCUUGAACGUACGGAACUCAGGAACAUGA